AUAGAUCUCUUCUUGUUUGUGACUGUUUUGAUUGAUGAAGAUGGCGUCCAGCGAACAAGUAGGUCUCAAAACUUGGGAAUUAUCACUUUAUGAACUACACCGUACUCCUCAAGAUGCAAUUACUGACAAUACUGAAAUUGCUGUAUCUCCAAGAAGUUUACACAGUGAGUUGAUGUGCCCUAUUUGUCUGGAUAUGUUGAAGAAAACUAUGACAACAAAAGAAUGUUUACAUAGGUUUUGUUCGGAUUGUAUUAUAACUGCCCUUCGAUCUGGUAAUAAAGAAUGCCCAACUUGUCGUAAAAAGUUAGUAUCCAAAAGAUGUCUUCGACCUGAUCCAAAUUAUGAUCUAGUAAUAUCUAAAAUAUACCCCAGCCGCGAAGAAUAUGAAGCACAUCAGGUUAGAGUACUGGAGAAAAUUAGCAAGAACCAAAGUCAAGCCGCUCUUAUGAGCUCUAUCAAUGAGGGUAUUAAACUACAGAAUCAAAACAGACUGAUACGAGCUAAGAAGAAUGUCAGUGAAAAUGAUUCACAACCAAACGUCAACAAUAACGAUUCUAAUAGUGCUGUAUUGAAUGCUACAAUUGAUCAGAACUCAAAUGCUUCCACCAAAUCAGCUAUUCAGCAGGCCAUUCAAAACUCAGACUCCCAGCAAUCAAUUGAAACAGCUCAGCCAUCAAUGCAAUCUACAUCGGUUGCUUUAUCUCAGCAAGUUCCAAAGAAACCCAAAUCAAUAGUCACAUCAGAAAAUGAAUCAGGGGACUCAAGUGUUGAAGCGUCUGGUGGUCAGGACUCUGUUACUGAAGGCGAAGGACCGUCUGAGUCUAUGGUUUUAGACGAAAUUGAACUGAUAUUCAUGCCGCAUCCAACAGAAAUGGGCACAGACAAUGCCUUGAUGAAAGCUUUGAAGGAUAACACUAUACGGUAUCUGAAGACCACGGCCAAUGCUACAGUGGACCAUCUGAGCAAGUACCUGGCAACAAGGCUGGCGCUCGAUCUAGGCUCGGAGAUCUCAGACCGAAGUUUGAACUUCUGCAUAUUCGUGGCACCCACUCCCGGGCAAUUCAUGGCACUGAGUGGAAACCAGACCCUUCGACAGGUCAACGACAGGUUCUGGAAACUCAACAAACCUCUCGAGAUGUUUUACUCGUGCAAGAAGACGUGAGGACUCGACUGAUAUUUGCACAAAUUACGUUCGAAAAAACUCGGUGAAUCAAAGACAUCUUGCAGCACUCGUAAGUGAUGGUGGCUGGAUUGUGAAUAUUGUACAAUUUUUUAUAGUGUUUAUAUAUGUAACUGGUAGUUUUAAUGUAUUUGAUACGUGAGUCAACCCUAAUAGAUGUUGAAUAAUUGUAUAUAGAUUUACUUUUUGUGUAGUUGAGAAGUUGAUAUUGUGGUAAUUAUUCAUAUUGAAUGAAAAAGACUAAGAAAAAGAGACCGGUUUCGGUUAUUACACCGAAUUUCUAUCAGUUCAUCAAGUUUAUCAGUUUAUCAGAGAUUGACAAUGGUGUAAUAACCGAAACCGGUCUUUCUAAUUAUCAAUAAAUCAGUGGUUUUUAGACAAUUUCUUAGUCUUUUUCAUUCAGUAUAUAGAUUUUAUGAUACCCAGUUCAGGAUAAUUUUUUGUUCUAUGUUAACUUACUUGCUUCUAAAUAUUUUCUAGUCUCAAGAAUGAACAAAAUCUUUAUUUUGAUAGUGUUACCUCCUUCAAGUUUGCAAUAUCAUUGGUUAAAGAAAAACCAUUCAACUUAGUACCGCAAUCAAUUAAUUGAAAAUCAAAUUUGCGAAAAAUGUAGCCUGCUUUUAUUUUUUUUUGUAGACAGAGUUCAGGAUUGAAAAUUUUUGAAUGGAGAGAUAUUUAUUCAUCAGUGACAUACGCACAUGAUCAUAGAAUGAUUGUGAAAAUGAAAAUAAGCAGGCUCAGCCCUAUUAUCUAUGAUUAUAAUAUCAUCUACCAAACUGAUUUUAUGAAUGGAGAGAAUUUAUUCAUCAGUGACAUACGCACAUGAUCAUAGAAUGAUUGUGAAAAUGAAAAUAAGCAGGCUCAGCCCUACUAUCUAUGAUAUAAUAUCAUCUACCAAACUGAUUUUAUGAAUGGAGAGAUAUUUAUUCAUCAGUGACAUACGCACAUGAUCAUAGAAUGAUUGGAAAUGAAAAUAAGCUGGCUCCGCCCUCACUAUCUAUGAUAUAAUAUCAUCUACCAAACUGAUUUUAUGGUAAAAAUCCUCAUGAAAUAUGCGUAUCUAUCCAGUUUUCUGUGUAUCCUAUUUUAUUAUAAAUCGUUUUUGUAAAGUAGACAUACAUUAAGUUAUCUCUAUGUUGCACAUCACUUCAGUUUUAGUCCUAGAAAAUAACCGGUGAAAUUGAUUUCGUUAUAAACUUUAUCGUUGCUUGACAAAGAAUAGAAAAUAAUCAAGAAUUAUAUAGUUUGAUUCAAUCAAGACGAAAUUAUGGUUUUGCAAUAUACUAGUGGUGUUUGUUAGUAAUUUAUUCAUUAUUAUUAUUUGAGACAACAGGUAACACCAUUUUAUCUCCUUCACAAAUAGCCUACAGUACAUCAGAAAAUUUAAUACUAGAAAAAAAAACAAGAUGUUUUUUUCAUGUGUCAAUAAAGGUGCGUACAGAUAGACGCGCCGCGAACAUGACCAAUUCACUUUUAAUCAGCUGAUUAAAAGUGAAUUGCUCAUGUUCGCGGCGCGUAUAUCUGUACACACCUUAAGACUCAAUAGCUGACUAGGAAAAUUGAAUAUUAUGCUUUACUUGAUCCAGUUACAAAUAGCUCUUCCAAUUUCUAGUCUCAUCUUUGAUAAUAUAGUGACCAUGUUAUUACAAAAUAAUUUCAGAUCUAUUGAAUUUUUCUAUAAUUGAAUCUUCUUAAAAAAACUCAAUCAAGUGUUGUUAUAUGCUUUGCUAAUUAAGUUUCAUUCAUAGAAUGAUAAUCAAGGUAUUGUGAUUAAUAAUCCCAUCCACAUCUGGACAUUAAUUUUGUAUGUAGUAUGCUUCUGUUGUUCAUCAACUUUCAAUUCUUAUUUGUGGAAACCUUAGACUUUCAUCUAAUAAGUUCUAUCUUCAACGAUGAUAGGAAUGAUAAAAAUGGAAAGGGUAAUUAUUAGGUUGGAAUCUCCUUUUUACAUGAGAAAGAGAGUCAAUAGGAAAAUUUUGUAGGUGGAGGCGAAAAUAUAAUAAAUUCAUCACAUAAUGUGGCUUUGAGGCAUAUGCAGGGUUAUUUUUGGUUUUCUUGUUUCCGUUAAAGUUAUUUUGUAUUAAAAUAAAAAUGCAUAUCUUUCAUAAUAGUCAGUGUUAAUAACGUCUUCAAUGUGUAUAUCGCGUGAUUGUUUCAUUGUGUUAUAAAAUACAGUAUAGCAGAGAAUGUAUUUAGUUGGAAAAUAUACUGUCGUUUUUUACGCUUUGUAAAUAUACUAUGUAAUUAAUAUGAAUGAAUUAAAUUAUUUUCUAAUAUGA
Molecule: messenger RNA, 3459 nt
Organism: Nilaparvata lugens (brown planthopper)
Lineage: Eukaryota; Metazoa; Arthropoda; Insecta; Hemiptera; Delphacidae
Gene: Sce
Product: E3 ubiquitin-protein ligase RING1
Exons: 3
Coding region: 35-1162 (375 amino acids)
Cellular component (GO): PcG protein complex; ubiquitin ligase complex
Molecular function (GO): chromatin binding; ubiquitin protein ligase activity
Source: RefSeq, a predicted model, not a curated record